UUGCAGAGAACUGUGUACUACGAUGAUAAGGACGACGAAGGGCCUUUUCGGCAAAGGAAACCUACUGAAGACAUCCACCACCAACAACAGUAUGUAGCGAACAAGCUGAACAUUGAACGUGAAACAUUUCUACGUUUCCACGACGACCACCAACCAGAAUUCGAUCUUCGAGGAUAUCGUAAAGAUUCGGUCAUAUCAAGAAACGAUAGCGAUCGCACAGUUGGAACCGAAUACGCUGGUGAACUGAUUGAAAUUUGUCAACAUUUAUUUCCUGUUACUGAAGAAAAGAUGAGGAGAUAUUUUCGGCGUUUAAUGGGCUCAUUUAAUUUAUGA
This is a messenger RNA of Anisakis simplex (herring worm), 333 nucleotides long. The record is from the annotation of a GenBank genome assembly. Lineage: Eukaryota; Metazoa; Nematoda; Chromadorea; Rhabditida; Anisakidae.